Dermatophagoides farinae (American house dust mite) is the source of this 1576-nucleotide messenger RNA. RefSeq lists its product as uncharacterized. The record is from RefSeq and is a predicted model, not a curated record. Gene Ontology annotation, biological process: mRNA splicing, via spliceosome. Lineage: Eukaryota; Metazoa; Arthropoda; Arachnida; Sarcoptiformes; Pyroglyphidae. Gene Ontology annotation, cellular component: U2-type spliceosomal complex.
UUUUUCUUUUUUGUUUUGUUUUGUUUUGAGAGUUACAAGUUUCAAAUCUAAAUCAUCAUCAUCAUCAUCAUUAUGGAUUGGAUGUAUAAAGGUGUUUCAGGUCAUGUUGAUCGCGAAGAUUAUCUUACUGGACGUAAAAUUGAUAAAUCAUUUGAAAUGAUUGAUCGUGAAGAGAAUCCACAUUUGCAUCGUAAUGAUGAUGAUGAAUUUUGUUUGCCAACAACAUCAACAUCAACAUCAAUGAACGAUAAUUUGGAACAAUCCAUAAUGAACAUGUCAAAAACAGAUAUUGUUGCCAAAAUGCGUGAAGAUCCAUUAUUUCAGAUUAAAAUGAAACAAAUGGAAAAACGAAAAGAAUUAUUGAAAAAUCCAUUGAAAUUGAAAAAAUUGAAAAAUCUAUUACAAUCAUCGUUGGCAAAAGAGGAAAAGAGUAAAAAGAGAAAAAAGAAACGAAAAUCAAGUGAUAAAAAGAAAAAACAACGUAGUAAAAAAAGUCGAAAACAUUCUAAACAUUCAUCAACUUCAUCAUCAUCAUCAUCAUCAUCAUCAUCAUCGACAUCUGAAUCGGAAUCAUCAGAUUCAGAAUCAGAUUCCAAUCAUCGAUCAAAAAAAUCCGCUCAUCGUCAUCAUCAUGAUAAUCGUGAUCAACGAAAACAUCAAAGUGAUAGAAAAUAUCAUUCUAAUCAAAGACAAUCAGAAUCAACAAGAAGACAUUCAAACAAUGAUAGCCAUGAUCGAUAUCGAUCUUCAAAAUCCAAUCACCAAUCAUUGCCAUCAUUAUCGAAAAAUAAAUCAAAAUUAACGGAAGAAGAAAUUGAACGAAAACGACGAGAAAUGAUGUCAAAUGCAGAAUGGCGUGAACAAACACGUAGUGAAAAAGUGACUAAAUUAAACCAACGUGAUCAUCUUGAAGAUCAUCUUGCACGUGAAUCAUUUCGACGACAACAUGAUAAUAAUAAUGAUUCAGAUGAUGAUCAUGGCAAUCAUUCUGGUCGAAAUAAUAGUGGUUUUAUUCGUUCAAUGUUAUCAAAAAUGGCCGAUAAAAAUACUGUUGAAAGAUCCAUACAGCAGAAACGUUUUCAUUCACAACGUGAUCACACAGCAAUGGAUAGGAAUUUUGCAAGAAAAACCUAAUUAAUUAAUUUUGCAUCAUUGACCAUUUAUAAAUUCUUUUUUUUCCCAUUUAUUUUAUAAAUUAAAAAAAGCUGUUUUCAAACUAAAAAAACUAGGCCAAAUUCAAAAUUUAUUGAUCGAUCGGAAAUAUCUUUUUUAGAUUCGUUCUGCGAUUGAUUCAUGAAUUGAUGGAUAAAUAAAUUGAUGAUGUUACAUAAGCAUAAGAAAUGUCAUACAUUUCUCUUCAUUCAAAUGACACACCUUCGGGUUUUUUUAAAAAUACGGACGGAUGCACAGAUUUUCGCUUUCAUCCACAUAAUACAAAUACACACACCCAGAAAAAUUUAAAUCGAGGCUAAAGAUGCUUCUUCUUUAAGAAGAAUAGAGAAGAGACCUAGAGACCUAAAUUCAUCAUCAUCAUCAUCAUCAUCAAUAUCGUUAUUCAUGUGAAAGUGAAAUUCAU